Molecule: messenger RNA, 1848 nt
Organism: Hypoxylon trugodes
Lineage: Eukaryota; Fungi; Ascomycota; Sordariomycetes; Xylariales; Hypoxylaceae
Exons: 3
Coding region: 1-1848 (615 amino acids)
Biological process (GO): ubiquitin-dependent endocytosis
Cellular component (GO): cytoplasm; cytosol; plasma membrane
Molecular function (GO): protein-macromolecule adaptor activity; ubiquitin protein ligase binding
Source: RefSeq, a predicted model, not a curated record
AUGCCAUCUUUUAAUCCUUUUGCUGUUGGGGGCCGGAAUGCUUGUACAUUAUUCGAGAUACGUCUCGAGAAUGAUUUCAUCGUUUUCCGAGGAAACGAGCACGAAGCUUCCGGCCAACUUCUAAAGGGUGUAUUAGUCUUAUGUCUAAGAGAGCCUUUAAAGGUCGACGAUGUUCAUCUACGUCUUAUGGGUAACUGUCGAAUAGCAUGGGUCGAUGGAAAGCAAACACCGUCCGGUAUUCACAACCAGAAGGUAGAUCGGACUUCUACGAUUCUAAGGCAUACCUGGCCGCCUUUUGUAGGCCAAACGACGCAUCACAACACCUUAGCGCCUGGGAACUAUGAAUGGCCGUUUGAGCUUUUGCUGCCAGGAGACACCGCGGAGAGUGUCGAGGGACUUUACCAAACUGGUAUUACCUACGUCUUGAAGGCAACCAUAUCGAAAGGGAAACUAGCCAAGAACUUACACGCCUACAAACGAUUCCGUAUUAUUCGUACUUUGGAACCAGCUGCGCUUGAGUUCAACCAUGCUAUGAGCGUUGAGAAUAUAUGGCCCAAUAAGGUCGAGUAUUCUGUGGUCAUCCCACAGAAGGCUGUGGUUUUUGGCAGUAAUAUUCCCUUGGAGAUGCGUUUCACGCCACUGCUGAAAGGAUUGGAGAUGGGCAACAUCACGGUCAAACUUAUCGAGAUCCAAGAGUUCAGUGUACUGAGUUAUCCGCCACCAACGAAAUCAUACAAACACGACCGGGACGUUACAUCAUGGAAUUUCGAAGUAACCCGCGAGAACCACUGGCGCGAUAAUAUCGAGGAAACAGGUCAAGAAGGAUGGGUUAUCACAAGAGAAUUGCCACUUCCCAAGAGGUUAAGCAAAUGCAUCCAAGACUGCGCAGUCCACGGCAUUAAAAUCAGGCAUAAGCUUAAGCUUACCGUUGCACUAAGAAACCCCGACGGCCACAUUUCUGAGCUUCGCGCAUCUCUACCAAUCACCAUUUUCAUUUCACCAAACAUGCCAUUAGACGAGGAGGGUAAUCUCGUAUCCCAAGCGCCGGAAUCAGCCAACGACGCGAACGAGAGCGAUGCAUCAUUUAUGGCCCCUCCUGGUUAUGGGAUGCACGUUUUGGAUCAAUUAUAUGAAGACGUGGAUACAAGUGGAAUUAUGACCCCCGGGAUACACAGCGGCGUCAAUAGUCCUUUCUACGCUCAAUCACGGGCAGGUUCAUCGGAGAAUCUUUCUGCUUUGGCUCAUGCUGUAGCGGUCCCCCCUGCAGCUCUGUCUUCCAGGUUGCAAAAUAUGACUCUUGACGAAUCUCGAAGGAAUGAAUCAUACACGUCGACAAUUUCGGGCUCAGGGGCAACCACUCCAUUCAACCACCCACAAGAUAGUGAGCACACUGGGGAGUCAUCGCAGACGCAUUCCGCACAAUUAUCGCGACAAACCAGCGAGGAAGAGAACGCAACUCAUGCAUCAGGUCACCACACUCCACCACAACAUAACGAAUUCCCGGAUCUUGCACAAUUGAGCAAAGUCCCGAGCUACACAACGGCAACGAGGGCCCCGCUCUCAAGGGCACACAGUUACAACAACUCCGUUGGACUUCCGGAUUACCAGACGGCAAUGAGUGCAAUAAGUGCGCCGAAUACGCCUACUCGCAUAGUAGUGACAGAUCCUAUGACAACUAUUACGGAAACUCCACAUGUGGUGGUUGACACUACUUCGGACACGCACUCCAGGUCUAGGCAAACCAAUCGGCACUCGAUGGGAGGUUUCAAUUUUUUCCCCAGUCACGCAUCGGUGGGUGGCACUGAUGGCGAGCGACGGCUGCGACUUGUUCAAGGCAGAAGUGGCUAG